Messenger RNA from Oncorhynchus tshawytscha (Chinook salmon), 2777 nucleotides. RefSeq names its product NLR family CARD domain-containing protein 3-like. Bases 477 to 2777 code for a protein of 766 amino acids. NCBI's taxonomy places the organism in Eukaryota, Metazoa, Chordata, Actinopteri, Salmoniformes, Salmonidae. The transcript is spliced from 13 exons. The record is from RefSeq and is a predicted model, not a curated record.
CCAGGCCACAGUGAAUCACGCUGGUUGAAUGAGUUGCCUAUGAAAGCUACUUCAUCUGCAAUAAAACAGACGGCUGCACCAGUGACUGCUGGUUGAAUGAGUUGCCUAUGAAAGCUACUUCAUCUGCAAUAAAACAGACGGCUGCACCAGUGACUGCUGGUUGAAUGAGUUGCCUAUGAAAGCUACUUCAUCUGCAAUAAAACAGACGGCUGCACCAGUGACUGCUGGUUGAAUGAGUUGCCUAUGAAAGCUACUUCAUCUGCAAUAAAACAGACGGCUGCACCAGUGACUGCUGGUUGAAUGAGUUGCCUAUGAAAGCUACUUCAUCUGCAAUAAAACAGACGGCUGCACCAGUGACUGCUGGUUGAAUGAGUUGCCUAUGAAAGCUACUUCAUCUGCAAUAAAACAGACGGCUGCACCAGUGACUCCCAAUCAAGCAGGAGAGACCAGCCUCCCCUGUACCCAGCUGUGUGUCCAUGAAGAGUGACCAGUCUAUGGGUAAACCUAUAAACUUUAGAGAGGGAGAACUUUCUACUGAACAAAGAAACCAACAGGAGAGAUCAGAGUCAGAGAUUCUCGGUGGUCAGUCUUCCCAGAGUCAUCAAACAGACCUGGCCUCCAUAUUGAGUUUGCUUGAAGAGAAUAUUAUUACAUUUGUGAAGAAUGAGCUGAAGAUGUUCAAGAGGAUUCUUAGUCCAGAACUCCCAGAAGGCUUUGAGAGUCAGAAGCAGGAAAAGGAAGUGGUGGAUGCUGAAGAUGAGAAGCAGGAGAGCAGUGCCAGAGAGGGGGCUCUGAAGAUCACACUGCACGUCCUGAGGAAAAUGAACCAGAAGGAGCUUGCUGACACUCUGGAGAACUAUUCGGAUGAUCCUGCUGUGAUUUGCCAACGUGAACUCAAAUCUAAUCUAAAGAAGAAGUUUCAAUGUGUAUUUGAGGGGAUCGCUAAACAAGGAAACCCAACACUUCUCAAUGAGAUCUACACAGAGCUCUACAUCACAGAGGGUGGAACAGGAGAGGUCAAUAAUGAACAUGAGCUGAGACAGAUUGAGACAACAACCAGGAAACAAGCAAGACCAGAGACUGCAAUCAAAUGUAACGACAUCUUCACACCCUUAACUGGACAAGACAAACUUAUCAGAACUGUGCUGACAAAGGGAGUUGCUGGCAUUGGAAAAACAGUCUCUGUGCAGAAGUUCAUUCUGGACUGGGCUGAAGGAAAAGCAAAUCAGGAUGUCCAAUUUGUAUUUUCAUUCCCUUUAAGGGAGCUGAAUUUGAUGAAAGGGGACAAACACAGUUUCAUUGAGCUUCUCAAUCACUUCUCAAUGGAAACCAAACAAUCAAGAAUCUCCAACUACGAAAAGUACAAAGUUAUUUUCAUCUUUGAUGGUCUGGAUGAGUGCCGACUGCCCCUAGACUUCCAGAAGAACAAGAUAUGUUGUGACGUCACAGAGUCAACCUCAGUGGAUGUUCUGCUGACAAAUCUCAUCAAGGGAAAUCUGCUUCCCUCUGCUCUCAUCUGGAUAACUACCCGACCUGCAGCAGCCAAUAAGAUCCCUUCAGGGUGUGUUCACCAGGUGACAGAGGUUCGAGGUUUCAGUGACCCACAGAAGGAGGAGUACUUCAGGAAAAGAUUCAGUGAUGAGGACCUGGCCAGCAGAAUCAUCUCCCACAUAAAGACAUCACGGAGCCUCCACAUCAUGUGCCACAUUCCUGUCUUCUGUUGGAUUUCUGCAACAGUCCUUGAACACAUGCUAAAACAUAAGAGAGAAGAGAUGCCCAAGACUCUGACAGAGAUGUACACACACCUUGUGGUGUUUCAUACCAAACAGAAGAAUGAAAAGUAUCUUGGGAAAGAAGAGACAGGUUCACACUGGAAUAAAGAGUGCAUUCUGUCACUGGGAAAACUGGCUUUUCAACAGCUUAUGAAUGGCAAUCUGAUUUUCUAUGAAGAAGACUUGAAAGAGGCUGGCAUUGAUGUCAAUGAAGCCUCAGUGUACUCAGGAUUGUGCACACAGAUCUUUAAAGAGGAAUGUGGGCUGUACCAGAACAAGGUGUACUGCUUUGUUCAUCUGAGCAUUCAGGAGUUUCUGGCUGCUGUAUAUGUGUUCCUCUCAUUCAUCAACAACAAUGAGAAUCUAAUGGACAAACUGCAAACAAAAGACGAGUCUGAAGUUACUGUCUACAAGAGUGCUGUGGAUAAAGCCUUACAAAGUGAGACAGGAAACCUGGACCUUUUCCUCCGCUUCCUUCUGGGCCUCUCACUGGAGUCCAAUCAGAAGCACUUACGAGGUCUACUGACAAAGACAAGAAGCAGCUCACAGAGCCAUGAAGAAACAGUCAAGUACAUCAAGAAGAUGAUCAGGAAGAAUCUCUCUCCAGAGAGGAGCAUCAAUCUGUUCCACUGUCUGAAUGAACUGAAUGACCAUUCUCUAGUGGAGGAGAUCCAAAGCUACCUGAGCUCAGGAAGUCUCUCUGGAGCCAACCUGUCACCCGCACAGUGGUCAGCUAUGGUCUUUGUGUUGCUGACUUCAGAAAAGGAGCUGGCUGUGUUUGACCUGAAGAAAUACUCCAGAUCAGAGGAGGGUCUUCUGAGGCUGCUGCCAGUGGUCAAAGCCUCCAAGGCUGUUCUGCUGUCAGGCUGUGGAGUCACAGAGGAAGGCUGUGCUUCUUUGGUCUCUGCUCUGAGGGGUAAGACAAUGGGAGAGAAAAGCGCAGGGGUGCAGCUUUUGGUCCUGGUCAGAGCGCUGAGACAGGGUGGCCCCCACUCUGACAUCUGA